Messenger RNA from Ostrinia furnacalis (Asian corn borer), 3127 nucleotides. RefSeq names its product zinc finger protein 700-like. Gene Ontology annotation, molecular function: DNA-binding transcription factor activity, RNA polymerase II-specific; RNA polymerase II transcription regulatory region sequence-specific DNA binding; zinc ion binding. Bases 120 to 1304 code for a protein of 394 amino acids. NCBI's taxonomy places the organism in Eukaryota, Metazoa, Arthropoda, Insecta, Lepidoptera, Crambidae. The record is from RefSeq and is a predicted model, not a curated record. The transcript has 5 exons. Gene Ontology annotation, cellular component: nucleus. Gene Ontology annotation, biological process: regulation of transcription by RNA polymerase II.
GCAUGGCCGAAUUCUUAAAUCUUUUUUUCUCAUUCAAAUUCAUGUUUUUAACAAAAAUAUCAUUCGGAAUUAGUGAAUAGACGUAUAAAAUUAAUAUACUUACUCAAUAAACUGCACAAAUGUAUCCAUGGACGUGUUGUAGGACUUGUUUAGGCUUAGAAAGUUUGAAUCCAAUUUUUCCUGAGUUUGGUAAAAAACACAAAUAUUCGGAGGCUGUGUUCGCUGCUACUGGUUUGAUGGUGGACCCAAAUGACUACCUGCCUCAGCAAAUGUGUUCAACGUGCAUUGCGUUCAUAAACGAAUCAAAAGAGUUCCGUAAAAAAGCAAUAGAAUCCCACAAAGAGCUCCUCAAACGUCUGCAAAGCUGUUCCAAUGACAAUAAAUUGGUUUUGGAGUACGAACCAGAAAAAAAGCCAUUGAAAAUAGAAAUCGUAAGCGAGAAUCCGAUUAAUAUUAAUGAUGACUGGAACGAUAAGUUUUCAGAUGACGACGAUAUUCCGUUGGACCAUUUCAAGUCUGUUAAAAAGUUUGAGGCCGAUUCAUCUGAUGAUCACAAACAAAUCACAGUUAAAUCUAACGGGGAAAAUAAAUUAAAUUCCACACAAGAUUCUGUAUUAAACGCCCCAGACAUCGUAAAUGAAGGAAACAAAGUCGGUGAAACCACAGAAAAAAAGACGGUUAAAAGAAAACCUAGAAGUAAAAAGACAGAUAAAGAAGACAAAAGUACAGUCAAGACGGAAAGAGUGAAGGAAAGAAUAGAAUGUGAAUAUUGCCAUAAGAUAUUAACAUCCAAAUUGUCAGUUAGAAACCAUUAUAAGAUACACACAGGUUUUGAUGUAGUGUGUGAGCACUGCGGCAAGAAGUUCAUAACUCGUCGUCUGCUGCUGAUGCACUGUCGAGCCAAACACGGCUAUGAGAAGGUUGACAAGUGUUCGUAUUGUGACUAUAGAGGCUCCAACGCAGAGCAAGUCAAGAUACACGAGCGUCUGCAUACUGGCGAGAAACCGUACAAGUGCGGGGAAUGCGACGACGCCUUCCACAGAAAGAGCAGCUACCUGCAACACAUCGCUACGCACUUGAAGGAGAAAACCGUACAGUGCACCGAAUGCCCCUCCCGCUUCAAAUCGGUUACUUUAAUGCGCAUCCACCGCGCUCGUCAUAAGCCUUCCCAACACGCCUUCCGCUGCGAGUUGUGCGGUAAGAGCUUCGCGCGCCGCCGCAACGCAGCGCGCCACGUGUAUAGGGCACACCGCGCGCAAGGACACGUCGCGAGGUACAAGAACAAUUGCGGGAUCUCUACGUAAAGGUUGGUUGAGUUACAGAGAAAAUAUUGUCACUUUUUGAGCCAUAGGGUCGGUUUGUUGCGAUUUAAGGUCAUUAUGACGCAAUUUAGACACUUGAUUGCGUCAUUUUGUGACUUUGUCGCGUCAUAUGGACACUUAAUUGCGUCACUUUGUGACUUUGUCGCGUCACAUGGUCACUUUGUCGCGGCAUAUGGUCACUUUUGUGUCAUGUUUACUUUAUCGCAUCAUAUGGUCACUUUUUGUAUCUUAUGGGAAAUUGUUUUGCGUCUUGUGGGCACUUUUGAGUCAUGUGGUCACUUUAUCACACACUUCGUCACAGAGCCAUCAUUAGCCACUUUUAGUGCCGUAUUGUCACUUUUUUGCGUCACACUGUCAUCAUUAGACACUCGGUCAUCAUUAGUCACUUUAAGCCAUCCCGUCUAGGACACGUCAUUUAGACACUUACACGGUUAUGGCCUCCAAAAGACAUUUGGUUCCUCAUAUUUGACAAAAAAGUCCACUAUAAAUGCCUUAGCACUUGCAUUCUCGCCCCUCUCCCGCUUCAAAUCGGUCACUUUAAUGCGCAUCCACCGCGCUCGGCACAAACCUUCGCAACACGCCUUCCGCUGCGAGUUGUGCGGUAAGAGCUUCGCGCGUCGCCGCAACGCAGCGCGCCACGUGUACAGAGCGCACCGUGCCCAGGGACACCUCGCGAGGUACAAGAACAAUACAGGGAUCUCUACGUGAAGGUUUGGAGAAAAUACGGUAAUUUUUUGAGCCAAAAAGACACUGAGACAUUUUGUGACUUUGUCGCGUCAUAUGGUCACUUUUGUGUCAUAUGUUUACUUUAUCGCAUCAUAUGGUCACUUUUUGUGUCUUAUGGGAAAUUGUUUUGCGUCUUGUGGGCACUUUUGAGUCAUAUGGUCACUUUUUCACACACUUCGUCACAGAGCCAUCAUUUGCCACUUUUAGUGCCGUAUUGUCACUUUUUUGCGUCACACUGUCAUCAUUAGACACUCGGUCAUCAUUAGUUACUUUAAGCCAUCCCGUCUAGGACACGUCAUUUAGACACUUACACGGUUAUGGCCUCCAAAAGACAUUUGGUUCCUCAUAUUUGACAAAAAAGUCCACUAUAAAUGCCUUAGCACUUGCAUUCUCGCCCCUCUCCCGCUUCAAAUCGGUCACUUUAAUGCGCAUCCACCGCGCUCGGCACAAACCUUCGCAACACGCCUUCCGCUGCGAGUUGUGCGGUAAGAGCUUCGCGCGUCGCCGCAACGCAGCGCGCCACGUGUAUAGGGCACACCGCGCGCAAGGACACGUCGCGAGGUACAAGAACAAUACAGGGAUCUCUACGUGAAGGUUUGGAAAGAAUACGGUCACUUUUGAGCCAAAAAGACACUUCAUUACGUCGUUUUGUGACUGUCGCGUCAUAUGGACACUUUUGUGUCAUUUGGUUACUGUAUCGCGUCAUAUGGUCACUUUGUUGCGUUAUAUGGUCACUUUGUUGCGUUAUAUGGUCACUUUGUCGCGUCACAUGGUCACUUUGUCGCGUCAUAUGGGUCACUUUUGCGUCAAUAUGUCACUUUUUGCGUCUUAUGGUAACUUUUUGUGUCAUAUGGUCACCUUAAUGCGUCUUAUGGUGACUUUAUAGUGUAUUAUGGUAAUUUUGUCGAGUCAUAUGUUAUCUUAUGGUCAUUGUGACGUCAUUUAUUGACUUUAUUGCGUCAUUUGGUCUCUUGGUUGCGUCAUAGUCACUUUUUUGCGUCAUUAAAGUCAUCGUUAAUCAUUUUGAACCAUGCGGCUGCUAGGACACGUCAUUUAGACACUUAGAUGGUCAUGGCCUC